GAUAAAAAUGGACCGUUAGAGAACAAAAGCUGAAGCAGCCAAUGAGCAAACGGCUUGUUUCGGUGUCUGGUGGGGCGUUACAAAUAUCCAGGAAAUUAUUAUUCCUUCGUUUAUUUCUCACAUUUCUUAUUCAAGCUGGGGGUACGCGGUCCCUUGUAAACGUGUCCCGCAACUCUUAGGAGGGAUUCCUUGUAGACCUGCAGACACAUUAAUGACGAAAAAGCCUAGCACUAUGCUCCGUCCCAGACGUGGCAGGCAGGCCAGUGCCAGUGGUGACGGUGUACCUCCAUCCAACAUCCCAACAAACUCUGAAACGUUACAGGAGUCAGCCCCACAAAUGAGACAUCUGAUCAUGUCACAGCAUAGUAACAACCUCCUCAAUUUCUUGAAUGAGGACCGGAGCCGGCAGAAGUUCUGCGAUGUGUUUGUGUCUGUAGGUGGGAAGACCUACAGUGCUCACAAGGUGGUUUUGGCCCAUGGGAGCAGCUAUUUCCAUGCUGAGCUGUCCAAGAAUCCUUCUGCUAAAACUCAUGUGACUCUGGAGCACGUGGAGGACUCUGUUUUCCAGCACCUGCUCAGCUUCUUGUACACCGCUGAGUGUGUUGUUGCAGAGACAGCACUCCCAGCUCUAACUGAAGCGGCCCGAUUCCUGGACAUGAUGGAUAUAUUAAAGCUGUUAUGUAAAGACGGUGAAGUACAACCUGUAAGUGUAAUACAAACCCAGGUUGAGACAAUAGCUUCUCAUAAAGUGGAAACUACCUCCAAUAACUCGCCAGGAGCUGAUACAGAGAUCAACAGUCCAGCUGAUGUUCAAGGAAACCUGUUCGGUCAUGAUAACUCCAAUCAGGGUCAAUUGGCUGAGAGUGUACACACUGAUGUACAUCAGGAGGCCUCAAAUGAGGAAGAAAAGACGACAGGUCAGGGAAGUGCUACCACACGGAGAUCAGCUCGUAGGAGGAGAACACCUACUAAGUAUAAAAGAAAUGAUGGUGAGUACAGUAGCAGUGCUCCCAAGGAAAAACAAAGCACUGCAUCAUCAAGGCAGCACAACAAAAACAGACUGGAAGGAAAAGGGGAAGUGAAUGUGACAGCCAAGCUGGAUGUGAAUAAGGCAUCUAAACCAGUUCAGGGUGACGAUGUAAUGGAUAUGGAAGAGGAGGAGGAAGAGAGAGGAGACGCAAAUGCCGCUAUUAUUGCUGAGACAGCUGAUGAGGCAGAGAGCCGUGCAGAUCUGCAGAAUUCAGAUCUACAGAGGACAGAGCAGCAGGCUGCUGACAGGGUGGAGAUGCAUGUUGGAGCAGCAGCAGGAAGCUCUAACCAGAGUCCAGUGUAUCCUGAAGGUCUGGCUCCAGUCAUCAUACAGAACUCCAGCAAGAAGAUCCUCAAGUGCCCCAAAUGUGAAAAGACGUUUGACCGUGCAGGGAAAUAUGAGAGCCACACUCGAGUGCACACAGGCGAGAAACCUUUCCAGUGUGACAUCUGUCUGCAGCGUUACUCCACCAAGUCUAACCUGACUGUACACAAGAAGAAGCACGCCAGCGACGUCCCGUUCCAGAAAAAGGAGCACAAAUGUCCCUUCUGCAACAAACUCCAUGCCAGCAAGAAAACCCUGGCCAAGCACGUCAGGAGGUUUCAUCCAGACCACAUCCAAGAGUUUCUUACCAAAAGGAAGAGGAAGAGUGAAAGCUGGAAAUGUGCUAUCUGUUUCAAGACCUUCACUCGCAAACCUCAUCUGGAGGAGCACAUGAUCCUGCACAGCCAAGACCGGCCUUUUAAAUGCUCCUUCUGUGAUGAAUACUUUAAAUCCAGGUUUGCCAGGCUGAAACACCAAGAGAAGUUCCACUUAGGUCCUUUCCCCUGUGAGAUCUGUGGUCGUCAGUUUAAUGACACCGGCAACAGGAAGAGGCACAUCGAGUGCACACAUGGAGGCAAAAGAAAGUGGACCUGCUUGGUUUGUGGGAAAUCAGUAAGAGAAAGGACAACCCUAAAGGAGCACUUGAGGAUCCACAGUGGAGAGAAACCUCACCUCUGUAGUAUUUGUGGCCAAAGUUUCCGUCACGGCAGCUCCUACAGGCUUCACCUCAGAGUCCACCAUGAUGACAAGCGAUAUGAGUGUGAUGUUUGUGGGAAAACCUUCAUACGCCACGAUCACCUGACCAAACAUCAGAAAAUACACUCUGGUGAGAAAGCACACCAGUGUGAGGAGUGUGGCAAGUGCUUCAGACGCCAUGAUCACCUGACAGUCCACUACAGAAGUGUUCAUCUGGGAGAGAAAGUCUGGCAGAAGUAUAAAACUGCUGUGCAUCAGUGUGAGGUCUGCAAGAAAGAAUUUAAAGGAAAGUCAAGUCUAGAAAUGCACUUCAGGACUCAUUCAGGUGAGAAACCGCACAGAUGUCCCGAGUGCCAUCAGACAUUUCGGAUCAAGAAGACUUUGACGAAGCACAUGGUGAUUCACUCAGACGUCCGUCCCUUUAACUGUCCCCACUGCAGCGCCACUUUUAAAAGAAAAGACAAGCUCAAGUACCACGUCGACCACGUGCACAGCACGCGCUUUGCCGAGCAGCCCCUCAGCUCGAUCGGUGAAGAAAAAAUAGUGUCGGUUACUUUUGAGGAAAGCUCAAAGACGUACCAUGCCGAGCCCAAGUCGAGCCACCAAACCAGCCCCGCUCCUACAAACGUGUGCGUUCCCGUCACUUUAGUUCCCAUCCAGAUGGCUGGAGGAGCGCAGGGCGACUUGACCAUUCACAGGCCUCCACCUCACUCCUCACAGACUCACACAGUCAUUAGCUUGCAGACUCAAGGACAGCAGCAAAACUCUGGCUACCAGGCUACGGACAUGGCCUUCUUAGAGAAGUACACCCUCACACCUCAACCGGGCAACAUCGUCCACCCCGUGAGGUCGGAUCAGAUGCUGGACCACCGAGAGCAGUCCUACCUGGGAACGCUGCUUGGACUCGAUUCAUCUUCCUCUGUGCAGAACUUGGCCACCUCUGAUCAUGCCCACUGACGCUCCUUGGCAAAAAACUGGAGCUUAAAGGCAAAGCGCAACAAACUUGGCACAGAAAUCAUGUAGGGAGAACCAAAGACGUAGUCACCUCUGCAGUGUGUUUGUAUUUUAACAUGGCGGUGACUCGCAGUCAGACUCACGUGCCAUCUAAACUUAGGACAAAAAAAAUAAAUCCAACCAGAUUUUGAUGGAUUUGUGUGACAUGUUUAAGAUUAAAAACCUGUAAAUUGAAUUUAAACUUAAAAAAAGACAUUCUGGUAAUAAUGAAACAUUUUUAAACAUUACUUUAGCAAGUCCAAGUCUAGGCAGGAUUUUUUGCUGUCACUGAAGUGUUUACCGUUUCAUAUCAGAGUUUUUAUUAGCACGGUCACUGUCAUUUUUAACGGAUUCAUUUUAAAAUGAAUGAUGAGAUUUUUGAUAGACAAAUCAUGUAAUUAUUUUUAGUACAAACAGUUUGCCGGUUCUAACUUCUAAUAAUUAAUGCUGGUUCACCAAAUACAUAAUAAACUUCUAAUAAAAAUAAUAAUCGCUGGUGGUUAGAGGAAUUCUAAACUGUGACUGCAGUAUACAUGUGUGCAAUUUGUCAAAAACAAGCACAAUGAUUUCUUUUUAAAAACUUGAUGUAGUUUUAUGAUUUAGAGUAAUGUAGGUGAAAGGGAGAGCUUUCAGCCACUUGUGAGCUUGAACAGCUGUAGGUGUGAAUAACCUUUGUUGUUUAGCUUUAGUUACACAUCUGGUUUUAAGUUGAGAUGUUUCAUGAACAAAUUUCAAGCUUGUUAAAUAAAGUAAAACAAGUGUACAAUGAAUAACAUAUAAUGACUCUUUAUUUGAGGGCAAUAAUUAGGCAUACACUGCAUUUCUUUUACAGAUGAAGACUCACCAACAGACAAGUCUUUUUAAAGAUAAGUUUUCAGUUAAUAUCUCUUUGGAAAUCACCUGGUUGGUGCAAAUAUACCCCUGACCUCCUUCAGUUCCUCGGAUGUCCGUAAACAUCUGGGAACCUGAGGAGACCAGCAGCUGGAACCUCUGGGAGAUUUGUCUGAUAUAAGAUUCUAGCUGUGUUGCGUCUUUGUCUUUGGUUUUGUCUCAAAUAUUUCCCUUCAGUUAAACUGCAGGCAAAUUCAGCACCCAGACUCCUGCACUACAAAGUGAUGCUGUAAAGAUGGUGCAGGAUGCAGUUUAGUGUUGUCCUGUUGAAAUAUGCAAGGCCUUCCUUGCAUAUUUAAAAAGCGCUAUACAAAUACAGGCCAUUUACCAUUUACCUUCCCAGAAAAAGACCUAUUCUGGGUGGGAGCAUAAACCGCACUAAAACCUGUACAUAUGCAAUGUUUUUGUGUUUUCAAUGCUGUACAGUCAUGUGAAAAAAAGAGUCUUCAGAGCACUAUGUGGUUCUGUGAAGUACAUCUAUCAAAGCAGAGGUUUUGGCUUUUUGCAGGUCUAGAGCAUUCAGGUGUGUGUUAACAGGAAGGCAACAGCGUGGUUUUUAUAACAUUACCGUAGGUGAAUGUUGAAAAAGAUUCACUGCA
Maylandia zebra (zebra mbuna) is the source of this 4533-nucleotide messenger RNA. It is a transcript of the gene zbtb41, whose product is annotated as zinc finger and BTB domain containing 41. Gene Ontology annotation, biological process: regulation of DNA-templated transcription. The record is from RefSeq and is a predicted model, not a curated record. Gene Ontology annotation, molecular function: RNA polymerase II cis-regulatory region sequence-specific DNA binding; DNA-binding transcription factor activity, RNA polymerase II-specific; protein binding. NCBI's taxonomy places the organism in Eukaryota, Metazoa, Chordata, Actinopteri, Cichliformes, Cichlidae.